AUUACGGUAAAGAUGUAACAAAACUGCCUUUUCCUUAUUUCUCCUUCAUGUCAGCAUUUCCUCUGGUGAUAUUGAAACGGAGGUUUGCAUUGGGUUUUGUGGCUCAGAGGAACUAUGGAAAUAAGAGACAGUAGAAUCGGGAUGUGUGGGCUUUGGUGGUGAGAGAGGAAAUCCAGGCUUGGCUACCCUGUCAGAAAUCAGACUACAUGAAGUUUUCAGUAAGUGGAGACUGUGCCUUCUGUGACUGAAUUCCCACGGUCAUGGCCCAUGGCUCACUAAGAACUCUUGGGCCAGUUAUUAAAAAAUAAAACAAACAUCUCUUUGGUGAAGGUAGGGAUUAGAUCAUGAUUUACCAAUCCAUUUCCUAGCCAGUUUUUCCCCAGGCUCAACACCAACAUAGACAAACUGUGAUUGCCCUUAAAAGUCUUCAUUCACAGGGGCCCAACUUUGCAUUUUAUCCCCCGUGUUCUAAUUACAUUAGAGCCGUAGAUGCAACCUGGUCUCAUGUGAUCGUCUGAGAUAAAGAUGAGGAAUUAAAGCACAAACAAGUGACUCAUUUUAAUGGAUUUACUCCAGACAGGAGAAACCUGUAAUUUCUCUUCAGCGUGCUUGAUGGACCCAUCGUGGAGUGAAUCACAGACUUACACAAGCCUUGAAACCCCAGGCGGUUUUACAGUUCUCAGAUAGGCUUUUCACCAUCGGUGGCUGGUUUGCACCGGGCCCUCUUGGAUUUCUCUUUGAAAAAUGGAGAAGUGGCGUCACAGGCGCUGAAGGGGGACCAUGGGACCUGCAAGGGGAGGCACCCGGGAUGGUGGGGCACAAUGGCUGGAAGCUCCGUGCCAACUCUCCUGCCUGGCUGCUAGCUUUCCUGGAUGCGGCUCUUUAUGAAACUGCUCCGCCAUGGCAAGGGACAACUGGUGAAGAUCCCAAUGUGUGAAAAUGAAGUCCCAGGCAACCAUGAUUUGCUGUUUAAUGUUCUUUCUGGGCAUAGAAUGUUCUCACUAUAAAUCCAAGGUCCACAUAAAAGAUGGAGAUAAACUUCAACAUCCUGAAGGGAAACUCAUGACUGGAAGGAUACAAGAGAAAUGCGAGGGACCUUGCAUCACGGCUUCCAACUGCAGCCAGCCCUGUGCUCAGCACUUUCGUGGAGAAAUAGGAUUUACAUGUCAUCAAAACAAGUGGCAAAAAUCAACUGAAACAUGUACAAGCCUCUCAGUGGAAACACUCUUUAAGGACUUCAGUAGUGCAUCACGCCUCUCCCUAGCAGCAUCAUCUGUGCCUGUUCACGCUCUUGAUUUUCGAGCUCCAGAACCCGUGGAGAGUGUAGCUCAAGGAAUCCUCAGGAACUGUCCAAUUGAUUAUGCCUGCAUACUCGAUGUCGUGAAGUCAUCAGAAGCCACGUCUGGAAACAUCGCGUUCAUAGUGGAGUUACUAAGAAAUAUUUCUACAGACUUAUCUGAUAAUGUUACCCAAGAGAAAAUGAAGAGUUAUAGUGAAGUGGCCAACCACAUCCUUGACACAGCAGCCAUUUCAAAUUGGGCUUUCAUUCCAGACAAAAAUACCAGCUCGGAUUUGUUGCAGUCAGUGAAUCUGUUCGCAAGGCAACUCCGCGUGCACAAUGAAUCCGAGAACCUUGCAGAUGAACUCUUCAUUCAGGCAAAAGGGCUUCGCAUCAACCACAAUACCUCAGAGAAAAAGUUCAAUUUCUCCGCGAGCAUGAACAGUACAACAGAGGGUAUCUUAGGGAUGAUAGAAAUUCCCAGGCAAGAGCUGUGGAAGCUGUCACCAAAUGCAUCCCAAGCCAUCAGCAUAGCCUUUCCCACCUUGGGGGCCAUACUGAAGGAAGUCCGCUCGCAAAAUGUGAGUCUUCCUAGACCUGUAAAUGGUCUCGUUCUUUCAGUGAUUUUACCGGAAGGACUGAAGCAAGUCUUAUUUACCUUUGAGAAGAUCAACAAAUCCCGGAAUGCCAGGGCCCAGUGUGUUGGCUGGCACUCAAGGAAAAGGAGAUGGGAUGAGAAUGCUUGUGAAACUACGCUGGAGAUCACGAACAGAGUGAAAUGCUUGUGUAACUACACCAACAUGGUGAUGUCCUUUUCCAUUCUAAUGUCCCCCAAAUCUAUAGACAACAAAGUCCUGUACUACAUCACCUGCAUUGGGCUCAGCAUCUCCAUCCUUAGCUUGAUUCUUUGCCUGAUCAUUGAAGCCCUGGUGUGGUCCCGGGUGGUUGUGACGGAGAUAUCAUACUUGCGUCAUGUGUGCAUUGUGAACAUAGCUGUGUCGCUCCUGAUUGCUAAUGUGUGGUUCAUCAUAAACUCUAACUUUCACAAAAAGGCCCAGGACUCCAAGUGGUGUGUUGCGCUGACAUUUUUCAGCCACUUUUUCUACCUCUCUCUGUUUUUCUGGAUGUUCUUCAAAGCACUGCUCAUCAUCUAUGGAAUAUUGGUUGUUUUCCGUAGGAUGAUGAAGUCCCGCCUGAUGGCCAUUGGCUUUGCCAUUGGCUAUGGAUGUCCACUGGUCAUCGCUGGCACCACAGUUGCUGUCACAGUGCCAGAGAAAGGCUACACGAGACCCGAUGCCUGUUGGCUUAACUGGGACAAUACCAAAGCCCUUUUAGCAUUUGCCAUCCCAGCCUUAGUCAUUGUGGCCGUGAAUCUUGUGGUGGUUUUGGUUGUUGCUGUCAACACUCAGAGGCCCUCUAUUGGCAGUUCCAAGUCUCAGGAUCUCGCCAUAAUUAUGAGGAUCAGCAAAAAUGUGGCCAUCCUCACCCCACUGCUGGGACUGACCUGGGGUUUUGGAGUAGCUACGCUUAUAGAAGGCACUUCUUUGAUAUUCCAUAUAAUUUUUGCCCUGCUUAAUGCUUUCCAGGGGUUCUUCAUCUUGCUGUUUGGAACCAUUAUGGACCAUAAGAUAAGAGAUGCUUUGAGGAUGAGGAUGUCUUCACUGAAGGGCAGAACAAGGGUCGCAGAGAAUGCAUCUUUAAGCCCAACCAAUGGAUCUAAAUUAAUGAAUCGUUGAAGACGAGAUGCCGCUCCAUUCCUCAUGGAUGUUCCGUGUCCUGGACUGAGAGUGAAGCUCUGGGAGAGGGAGGCCGGCAUGAGGGACAACCAAGUUUCCUUGGAAGACUUUCUCUUCUGGCCAGGAGUGACACCUAAGCUGUCAGGGCGAAAAUGCUUGCCGAGGGGAAAAUGAGAAUGACGUUUGGUGCCUGGGCUUGAAGGAGCCAGAACCACUGACUCUUUGACUGACCCGUGACUCGCAGGCACCUGGCUUCUUGGUCAACCUUGGCAAGAUUAAGACAGCAAGCCAUUUUCUGAGCUUCUGGACAAGGCUGGAGCUGUUGGGUGUCUACUGGAUGAGGUGUGUUUUCACGCCCAAGGCCUGCUCUGUGGCUCCAUAAACCCGCCAUUGUCAUUGUGCAUGGAUCAUGCUUGCUCUGGGGGACAGAAGUUAGAUCCAGUGUCGGGGGAGGGGCGGAGAUGGGAGUGGAGGGGGGAGGGUGGCAGCAGAAAUACCGACUCUACUUUGGAGACUGUUAAAUUAUGGUAGGUUUCCUAAAAAUGGGAACAGAAUUAAAAUAAGAGGACUUUUAAAUGUGUUUCUGAUUUUAGUCUAUUAAAAUAGACUAAGUAGUCUGUUUUAAUAAUAAUUUUGCUCCUAGGACUUUAGGUUCCUUAUUUGUGAUACUUAAAAAUAUUCUUGUAGGUAUUAUUAUUAUUAUUAUUGUGUGUGUGUGUGUGUGUAU
Molecule: messenger RNA, 3742 nt
Organism: Mustela erminea (ermine)
Lineage: Eukaryota; Metazoa; Chordata; Mammalia; Carnivora; Mustelidae
Gene: ADGRF4
Product: adhesion G protein-coupled receptor F4
Exons: 11
Coding region: 940-3015 (691 amino acids)
Biological process (GO): G protein-coupled receptor signaling pathway; cell surface receptor signaling pathway
Cellular component (GO): membrane
Molecular function (GO): G protein-coupled receptor activity
Source: RefSeq, a predicted model, not a curated record